This is a messenger RNA of Salpingoeca rosetta, 1668 nucleotides long. RefSeq lists its product as uncharacterized. Bases 198 to 1376 code for a protein of 392 amino acids. The transcript has 4 exons. Lineage: Eukaryota; Choanoflagellata; Craspedida; Salpingoecidae. The record is from RefSeq and is a predicted model, not a curated record.
CACCUUGCUUGACCAACAACAGACUUGUUGGUGGCGGUUAUCGGGAGAGGACAGCACAAAUUGAAAGUGCUGUGUCCUGCCUGUGUUCUGUUGAGAGACAGCAGUGGUUGGUUGUGGACGCACGCAUUCUCGAGAGCACACAUCGUUUGUCACUGCGGACAGCACCGACAGCAGAUCACACGGGAGGACAGACGGCGAUGCGAGUGCGGGUCGUGUGGAACGAUGGGUCACGCAUGAACCUGCGGAUCACUGCGGCCAUCUCCACCCCUGUGGGUGACUUUUGCCAGCUCGCUCAAGUACAGCUUGGCGCACCUCUACCUGACAACGCCGUGUUAUCGUUGAACGGCAAGACCCCCCUCGGCCACACACCUGCGACGCCGUUGUCAGCGCUCGGCAUCUGCAGUGGCGACCUCGUGUACAUCAUGUGCCCCUCCACAGCACCACCCGCCGCAUUAGCGUCUUCCUCCUCCUCCUCAACAGCAACAACAACAGCAGCAAGAGCAACAACAACGACAACAUCGCGUCCGCAACAACACCAGCAACAAGAAGCACGCAGGCAGCAGGACACAGCAUUGCUGUCGACAGGAAUGGACGUUCGGCCGGACACCACAGCAUCUAGUUCGGCGAACACCAGGCCAGCGGCCACGGCAACCUCUCGUCGCCGGCGAAAGCCAGUCUGCACGCUCCCAGAGCCCACGCGCCGGUUCUUUGAGGAGAUGCAAGAGACGCUGUCAUCGCUGGACACGCAGCUCGAUGCGCGCGGGCGGACAAUGGUUGCCGCUGUGCUAGCUGUGCAGCUGCUGUGUCAGCAGCAGGGCCUUGCCCUCGUGUCGCAGGACGGCUCUGUCAAGCGCACGCUCGAUGACACGGACGUGUUCCUCGCUGCGCUGAGCGCGCGUGACGCGGAGGUGGCAAGGCUCUGCUUCGCUGCCCAAGCGAUCAAGGAACAGAACCGCACAGCUCACACCAUCCACUUGGUCUUGGUGAUGAUGCUCGACUCGCUGGUUGUCCGCGUGUCUGCGGUGCGGCAGCCGAGCAGCGCCGAUGGAGACGCCAAGGCUGGGUGCUCGCCACACCACCAGCUCAAGUUGGGCCUUUGCCUUGGAGGGCCCCUCUUGCGGCAUGGACUGAAGCCUUCACCAACAGCAGACCCACUGUCCCUCACCAUCGCGGCACUCUGCAAAUCAUUUGUCACGCCCUCUUACUUCUCCCGCACCUUCCUGGAUCGCGUGGUUCAUCGCUGCGCAGUCACGCUCGCAGCAGCGCCGCCGAGCGAUUCGCUGCAAGGCCAACCCCAGGAAAUCUUGGACCACAUCAGCUCUUUCCUCCCCGCAACGUCAAAGCAGGCCUUGUGCGCCGCACUAUCUCCGCCCUAAGCAAGAAAAAAAAAAAGGCACGACAACAAGAAACAACGAACAAUCAGAGUGCCAUCCAAGGCCUUGUGGCUGCUCCGUGCUCUUGCUUCUUCUCUUUCCUCUCACCUGUCGUCUCAUGUCAUGUCACUGCCUGCUGCGCUUGCUGUGUCCUUGCUUUGCUGCUCCCACCUGGCUCUGCAGAUUUUUAUGAGAAGAUAUACGUCAAUUGUCACAACUUUUGUGAAUUUUGCGCGCUCUCCCCCACCCCAACAAACAGACGUCAAUUCUCCCUUGCUGCUAACACCACCCCAUC